UUUCGGCCUUUUUAUACCCUCAGCAAGAGAGAAACGAGAGAAACCAAAACAAAGAGAAAGAAUGGGAUCCGACUCGAAGCAGGUUUCCAAAAUCCCCAAAAUCGACCUCUCUGGUCUCCACUCAUCCGUUGCCGGCGGUGAGCGUUGGGAAGCUUCGAAAGAGGAAGUGGCGGCGGCUCUUUUCUCUCACGGCUGCUUUGAGGCGUAUUUCCCCUCCUUCUCGCAUGAGCUCCUGGAGGCGAUGUUUGGCAGCGCCUUGCCGGAGAUAUUCGCUCUGCCAUCGGAGACCAAACGACGUCUGAAGUCCGACGAACUCUACCAAGGUUACAUCGGACAGAUACCACACCUGGCCUACGAAAGCCUAGCGUUCGACGACCCCCUCUCGCCGACGGCCGUUGAGGAGUUUACCAAGCUCAUGUGGCCAGAAGGAAAUAGCAACUUCUGCAAGACAGUGGAGGCCUUUGCAAAAGUUUUGCAUGAAUUGGUGGAGAUGGUACAGAUGAUGAUAGUUGAGAGCUUGGGGGUGGAGAAGCACUAUGAUUCUCUCGCGAGUUCAAUUACAUAUGCAGUUCGGCUGUCUGAGUAUGGAGUUCCUUUAAAUCAGGAUACAAAGAUUGGUUUGGAUCCUCAUAAGGACCCAAAUCUUGUCACAGUAGUUUGCCAGAGCAAGAUUGAAGGAUUAGAAGUUCAGACUUUUGAUGGAGAUUGGGUCAGCGUCGAUUCAUCUCCCAACUCUCUCACUGUCAUAGUUGGCCAAGCUUUUCAGGCAUGGAGUAACAUGAGAGUGCGAGCCCCAAAUCACCGUGUGAGGGUUUUAGGAAAGGAGAAGAGGUUCUCUGCCCUUUUUUCUUCUCGGCCGAGCCCUAACUCCAUGGUUAAAAGUCCUGAGGAGCUUGGUGAUGAGGACCAUCCUUUACUUUUCAAGCCUUUCAACUACACUGAGUUCGUUAAGUUUCUCUACUCUGAGGAAGGAAGGAAGACCAAGGAUCCUUUCAAUGCUUAUUGUAGAAUCAGUAAUGAAGAAGCUGCAUGAGAUCUUUUAUAUGUAUUGAGAACUUUAUAAAGCUAGUUUGCAUAAAUCUGUAUUCGGUGGUGUUAUGGUACGUACGUACUUAUUGAAGCUAUGGCUUUUCUGAAUGGUUGAAGGAAUUAAAGAUGUAGUACUGUGUGAUCUUACUGUCAUUUGCAUGGUUUUAAUAAAAAGAUCUAAGCUUACUUAAAAA
Messenger RNA from Dendrobium catenatum, 1223 nucleotides. RefSeq names its product probable 2-oxoglutarate-dependent dioxygenase AOP1. The transcript is spliced from 3 exons. Bases 62 to 1033 code for a protein of 323 amino acids. The record is from RefSeq and is a predicted model, not a curated record. Lineage: Eukaryota; Viridiplantae; Streptophyta; Magnoliopsida; Asparagales; Orchidaceae. Gene Ontology annotation, molecular function: dioxygenase activity.